AUGCACAAGCUCACAAAGGCGCCACUGGCCCUAAACGGACUGGGUCGAUGUUUCAUAACAGAGAAGCACUUAUCUGGUGUAAAUAUAAUCAGGAGAGGACUGGUAUGUUCGGAAAAUACGAUAGAUUCUAACAAAACCGAGGUAUAUGAUGUGAUUAUAUCCGGGGGAGGGAUGGUUGGAUCUGCAAUGGCUUGCUCUCUAGGCAUGGAUCCCAACUUGUCAGAGAAGAAGAUCCUGCUCCUUGAAGCAGGCCACAAGAAAGUUAUGGACAGACUGCCUGACACCUACAGCACCAGAGUCAGCUCCAUCAGUCCAGGAUCAGCAACCCUCCUCAGCGGUAUUGGAGCGUGGGAGCACAUCACCAGGAUGAGAUACAAACCCUAUAAAAGGAUGCAGGUUUGGGAUGCCUGCUCUGAUGCCCUAAUCACGUUCGAUAAGGAGGACCUGCUGGAUGAGAUGGCAUAUAUUGUGGAGAAUGACAUCGUCGUGGCUGCAAUCACUAGACAGCUGGACACGCUGCCUGAAAAUGUGCAAGUUAAGUACAAGUCUAAAGUGGUGAAGUAUACUUGGCCGAUGCCUCAUCACGCAGCCGAGUCCAUCCCGUGGGUGAAGGUCACUUUGGCGAAUGGAGAAACUCUUCAGACAAAGCUGCUGAUUGGUGCCGAUGGGCCAAAUUCAAUGGUGAGGCAGAAGCUGGGAAUACCUACAGUGAAGUGGAACUAUGACCAGUCUGCUGUGGUUGCAGUGCUUCAUCUUUCAGAGCCCACAGAGAACAAUGUUGCUUGGCAACGGUUUCUCCCAACUGGACCCAUCGCAAUGUUACCGCUUUCUGACACAGAGAGCUCACUGGUGUGGUCCACAGGACAUCACCUUGCAGAGGAGCUGCUGGAGCUGGAUGAGGAGAGCUUUGUCGACGCUGUCAACUCAGCCUUUUGGAGCAAUGAGAACCAGUCAGACCUAAUUGAGACAGCCGGCGCUCUGUUCCGGGGCGCACUGUCGGCCAUCAUGCCAUCAGAAGGUUCACCGCGGCAGCUUCCACCCAGUGUGGCGGGGAUCGGGCCAAAGAGCAGGGUCAUGUUCCCGCUUGGAAUAGGUCAUGCAUCAGAGUACAUCAGGCACAGGGUGGCGCUCAUCGGAGAUGCAGCACAUCGUGUCCAUCCGCUGGCAGGUCAGGGAGCCAACCUGGGUUUCGGGGAUGUGGCUUGCCUCACACAGCUCCUGAGCCAGGCAGCUUUUAAUGGGAAGGACCUGGGAGCAAUACAACACUUGUUGGAAUAUGAGACAGAACGUCAGCGACACAAUUUGCCCAUGAUGACUGUCAUCGACCUCAUGAAGCGUCUUUACUCCACCAACGCAGCUCCUGUGGUUCUCCUACGCACCUUCGGCCUGCAGGCCACCAACAUGCUCCCGACUCUAAAAGAGCAGAUCAUGGCAUAUGCAAGCAAAUGAUGCACCUGCAGGGAAGCUCUCAUCAGUGGAUCUUCAUUAAACUCCUAGCUUUAAAAGCUAUUAAGAUUCAUUUUUGUCCAUGUAAAAAUGAAAUUAAAAAACCUCUUUAUUUAUGUCUUCUUGUGUUUUU
Molecule: messenger RNA, 1579 nt
Organism: Cyprinodon variegatus (sheepshead minnow)
Lineage: Eukaryota; Metazoa; Chordata; Actinopteri; Cyprinodontiformes; Cyprinodontidae
Gene: coq6
Product: coenzyme Q6 monooxygenase
Exons: 12
Coding region: 1-1449 (482 amino acids)
Biological process (GO): ubiquinone biosynthetic process
Cellular component (GO): mitochondrion
Molecular function (GO): 2-octaprenyl-6-methoxyphenol hydroxylase activity; FAD binding; oxidoreductase activity, acting on paired donors, with incorporation or reduction of molecular oxygen, NAD(P)H as one donor, and incorporation of one atom of oxygen
Source: RefSeq, a predicted model, not a curated record